AUGGAAAAAAAGAACAGGUGGAAGGAAAGUAAGAGCACAACACUUUUUAAAGUACCUCGAUAUAUUCCCCAAGAAGAUAUAAUAGAUGAUGAUGAAUUUUACACAAGAAGGGACGAGAAUGAGCAAGUAAAAAAAAAUGACUCUCCUCCAUUGAAGAGAAGUAACAAAAAUGACGCUACUACAUUUGAUGAAGGCCUUUAUAUACAAGAUAAAAAUGAACGUUCAGAUAAAAACGAACGUUCAGAUAAAAACGAACGUUCAGAUAAAAACGAACUUUCAGAUAAAAACGAAGAAUUGAUUGUGGAUUCGGAUCUUGACUUGGAGGAAAAUGAGAAGAUAUGGUUUACAAAUUUGUUAAAGAAACAAACUGAAGAACAUCCUAAUUUUCAUAAAAAUGUGAGAAAAUCUGUAUCGCAUGCAAAAUGGGUGUGUGUGUCAGAAUCAGACGCUGAAGAAGAUCGCGGGAAAAGUUCCCUUGGCAAAUAUGACAAUUCUGAAAGUGAAAAUGAUAAUGAUGAAAAUGACCAUUCUGAAAAUGACGAUGAUGAAGAAGAAGAGGAAGACGAAGUUGUUAUAAGCGCCGAUGGAAUAUUUAAAAAUAUUUAUCCGUUCUUUAAAACAGAGGAAGACCCAACCUAUAUGACAUAUAAAAAACAGCUCCAAAAAAUUACCAAGUAUAAGUCUUAA
Plasmodium gonderi is the source of this 687-nucleotide messenger RNA. RefSeq lists its product as hypothetical. The coding region runs from base 1 to 687 and encodes 228 amino acids. NCBI's taxonomy places the organism in Eukaryota, Apicomplexa, Aconoidasida, Haemosporida, Plasmodiidae. The record is from RefSeq and is a predicted model, not a curated record. The transcript has a single exon.